Molecule: messenger RNA, 1759 nt
Organism: Sphaerodactylus townsendi
Lineage: Eukaryota; Metazoa; Chordata; Lepidosauria; Squamata; Sphaerodactylidae
Gene: GAL3ST4
Product: galactose-3-O-sulfotransferase 4
Exons: 3
Coding region: 172-1599 (475 amino acids)
Biological process (GO): glycolipid biosynthetic process
Cellular component (GO): membrane
Molecular function (GO): galactosylceramide sulfotransferase activity
Source: RefSeq, a predicted model, not a curated record
GUUAGGGGUCUGGUCCAGGCCUCUUUUAGAAGGGAGGAAUCCUCCAGUGGUGCCAAAAGUGCCUCUGAGCAUGGGCUACGUGCUCUUCCCAGGUGGAGGGGGCUUCCUCCAGCCCAAGAAGAGCUGAUCCUCAAAGCCCCACAUGCGACAGCUUGAGGGCCAGGUCUGCCCAUGCUCCAGACCAUGGACUUGGCCUCUGGGGUGGGGCAGGGCAGGGGGAGCUGGGUCUGGAGUGAAGGCCCAGCAGGACUCUCUCCAAGGGGGUGGGGAGUUUCCGUUAGCACUUCUGCGAGGCUCUUUAUUAAUCACGUGCCCCCUCUUGUCCGCGCCUUCUCUGCCCCCCUCCUCAGCAGAAGGAUGAGGGUCCUCUUUGGAUGUGGCGGCUUCCAGGUGCUCUGGGCUGCCCUGGCCGUCUGCAUGACAAUUGGCUUCACCAUCCAGCUCUGGGGAGUCUCCUUGCAGAAGAGGCUGCUUCCCGUUCCUUGGGCCCCUCCAGCAGAAGCCAAGGAGGUCAGGGAGGAGGAAGCCCUCCCCAGCCCGAGCCCCCCGUGCCAGCCCCGCAAGCACCUGGUCUUCCUCAAGACCCACAAGACCGGCAGCAGCACCAUCGUCAACCUUCUGCAUCGCUUUGGGGACUCCUGGGGGCUGCGCUUUGCUCUACCAGCCCGCUACCAGUUCAGCUACCCCAACCCUUUCCAGGCACGGCGGGUCAAAGGGUGGCAUCCCAAGGGGCGCCCCUUCGACGUCCUGUGCCACCACAUGCGCUUCAACCUGCUGGAGGUCCAAAAAGUGGUGCACCCAGACAGUUUCUACUUCUCCGUUGUGCGAGACCCAGUGGCCUUGGCAGAAUCGGCCUUCUCUUAUUACCGGGGUGUAGCACCUGCUUUCCACCGCGCUGGCACUCUUCCUGAGUUUCUAGCAUCCCCGCACCGCUUCUACCAGCCUGGUGAACGAGGCAACCACUAUGCCCGCAACCUGCUCUGGUUUGACUUUGGCCUGGAUCCACCUGCAAGCCACAGCCCAGCCUCAAUUGACGCUGCUCUUGAAGAACUGGAGCGCAUUUUUCAUCUUGUGCUCCUAACAGAACACAUGGACGAGUCCCUGGUUCUCUUGCGCCAUGCCCUGUGUUGGACUCUGGAUGACGUGGUGGCAUUCCGCCACAACCUCCGUAGCCCUGAAUCCGUGUACACGCUGGAGCCCAGCAAUGCUGCCCGACUGCGGGCCUGGAACUACCUUGACUGGCACCUCUACGCCCACUUCAACCGCACCUUCUGGGCCCGUGUGGAGAACUUUGGCUAUGCACGCAUGGCCCGGGAAACGGCCAUGCUCCAGAAGCACCGGGCACAGCUGAUGCAACACUGUUUGCAGAACGGGGGCCCUCUGGAACCCGGACAGAUUACUGACAAGCGCAUUCGCCCAUUCCAGUUUGGGCAGGCCCCAAUCCUAGGCUAUGCCCUGCAGCCGGGCCUGGCACCCAAAGAUCAGGAGGUGUGCCAGCGCAUGGUUACCCCUGAGCUCCAAUACAAGGACCUUUUAGAUGCCAAACAGUUUCCUGCAUCCUUCCAACGCAACAGCUCCCAGCCCAGGGCAGCGAGGUAGCCCGGACAAGCCGGUGGCAUCGGCAGGCAGAGGCGGGGAGCUCUGCUGUGCCUGCUCGUGGUCACGGUGGGUGCUCUGCAGGAAUCUGCCUGGCAAUGCUCUGGCAGGGUCCGUGUGCAUCGACUUGUGGUGUUCUAAUGAAACCUUGGUUUGUUCAUAA